Molecule: messenger RNA, 1046 nt
Organism: Nelumbo nucifera (sacred lotus)
Lineage: Eukaryota; Viridiplantae; Streptophyta; Magnoliopsida; Proteales; Nelumbonaceae
Product: NEP1-interacting protein 1-like
Source: RefSeq, a predicted model, not a curated record
UUUAGUGAAUAUCUUCUUACGAUCGAGAUCAACCGCACCUCCUCCUUUAUAGAGCUUAAAUUUCUUUAUUUUCGGAGUUCGGACACACAGAAGAGAAGGAAAAUAAGAAAACAAGAAGGAUGGAGAUUUACGCCUACCCAUCUCCCUCUGCUUCUCCUUUUCCUUCUUUUUCUUCUUCCUUCGGGAUUUGGGUUGAAAAGAUAAGAGACAUUUGUAGGUCCGGGGUGUCUGCAGUUCUUGGAAACCUCGUCUCUGCAAUUUUCACCUUCUUUUUCGCAUUGGUGGGUUGUACAUUAGGAGCCAUGACAGGAGCUUUGAUAGGCCAAGAAACAGAGAGCGGGUUUUUCCGUGGAGCCGCAGUUGGAGCCAUCUCCGGAGCAGUUUUCUCAAUUGACGUCUUUGAGUCUUCUCUUAAUCUUUGGCAUAACGACGAAACAGGAAUUCGAUGUCUCCUCUUCUUGAUCGAUGUUAUCGUGAGUCUAAUUAGUGGAAGACUUGUUCGGGAGCGGAUUGGUCCUGUGAUGCUUAGUGCCGUACAGAGUCAGAUGGGUGCUAGAGAAGCGAACUACGAUGAGGUGCCCAACAUAUUCGAAACGGGCGGGACCAAAGGGAUGUCGGGAGAUUCGGUUGAGAAGAUCCCAAAGAUGAGAAUUACAACCAACAACAACGUCGAUGCCUCCGGGGAGAAGGUCUCUUGUUCUGUGUGCCUUCAGGACUUCCAGCUUGGAGAGACAGUUCGAAGCUUGCCCCACUGUCACCACAUGUUUCAUCUACCUUGCAUCGAUAAAUGGCUCAUCAGACAUGGCUCUUGCCCAUUAUGCAGAAGGGAUCUGUAAUCAUCCUAGUGUGAAUUACAAGGUGAAAUAGGAGUUGUUUGUUUGUUUAUUUUAUUGAUUUUUACGUGACUAAUACCGGCUCUUCAGUUUUCUCUCCCUCUCUUACACCCUUUGUAACUAAUCCUUGUGUUUAAUGUCGGAGUUACCAUACCAUCACUAUGAUCAUUGUAAAUUCAAAGCGAGUAUGUAUAAAUUGAGCUUUUUCCUUUU